Telopea speciosissima is the source of this 1665-nucleotide messenger RNA. Its product is annotated as alpha/beta hydrolase domain-containing protein 17B. NCBI's taxonomy places the organism in Eukaryota, Viridiplantae, Streptophyta, Magnoliopsida, Proteales, Proteaceae. The record is from RefSeq and is a predicted model, not a curated record. The transcript is spliced from 5 exons. Bases 254 to 1321 code for a protein of 355 amino acids.
CUCAAUUUUUUUUUGCCUUUUGCAGCAUUGCUGAGCAACCCUCGUACAGUGGUAACCCUGAAAAGAUCCAACUUUUCUUGUGUCCUUAAGGGAGGCUUCCUUUGCAUUUGAGCUCCAAAUAACCCAAAGAACCGGAGAAGCUACUCUGUUUUUUUUUUCUUCUUUGUUUUGGGGUCUCUUUGUGGUUUGUUUUGGUUACAGAAAACACAUGAAUUUGGGUUUAUUGCUCUGUCAAUGAGUUGGGUUUCUGUUGAUGCUAUUGGGGGGAAUGGGUUGUAUGGUCUCAUGUCUUGCAGCGAAAUUUGCAUUCUUUCCACCGAGGCCUUCAACUUAUCAGUUGAAAAGGCGAGAAGAGGAUGGGAAGGUGGUGGUGGUCUCUUCUUCUGCUUCUUCUUCUUUGUCAAUCCCUCAAGAUGAUGGUUCACUUGACGUUUGGUUACUUGACACCAAACGUGGUAACAAGAUCGUAGCUUUCUACCUCAGGAACCCUUAUGCGAGGCUUACUCUGCUUUACUCUCAUGGCAAUGCUGCUGAUCUUGGGCAACUCUAUGAUCUCUUUGUGCAGCUCAAGGUCAAUCUCAGGGUUAAUCUCAUGGGAUAUGACUAUUCGGGUUAUGGAGCUUCAACUGGUAAGCCUAGUGAAAUUGACACUUACGCAGACAUUGAAGCAGUGUAUGAGUGUCUUGAGAAUGAGUAUGGAAUUAGCCAGGAAGACUUGAUUUUAUAUGGGCAAUCAGUUGGAAGUGGGCCUACAUUGCACUUGGCAGCUCAGUUGCCAAGGCUGAGAGGUGUUGUUCUUCAUAGUGCCAUACUUUCUGGACUUCGUGUUCUCUGUCAUGUGAAGUUCACACUCUGCUUUGACAUUUAUAAGAAUGUUAACAAAGUUCAGAAGGUAAAGUGCCCGGUGCUUGUGAUUCAUGGUACAGAAGAUGAUGUAGUGAAUUGGUUUCAUGGAAAUGGUUUGUGGGAAUUGGCAAGGGAGCCGUAUGAUCCAUUAUGGAUCAAGGGAGGUGGACAUUGCAAUUUGGAACUCUACCCCGAUUAUAUUCGCCAUCUGUGCAGAUUUAUCCAAGAGAUGGAGAACAUGACUACGGAGAUCCGUCUGAAAAAGAUACGGCAAAGCCUUCGUCAACAACCGAUGAAGUCUAAUUCUACAACUUGUAACCCAUGUAUUACUAACAGGUGCUGUAGAGUAAGACUCUGUUGGCCCAGAUGGCCUAGAUGCCUCAGAUGCCCCAGAUGCCCCAGAUGCCCCAGAUGUCUUGAAUGUCCCAGACCAAGGUGCAUAAGAUUGUCAUUCCGGCGAUGUUGUGGGGCAUAACAUUGGCAGGGAGCAUUGGAUAGUUGAUGUUAAUGAGGGGGGCAAAACAUGGAUGGAGUGAUUCAAUUGGUGAAAUAGUUGAUGUGUUUGUACAGAAAUUGCUGAAGUUGCUAACCCAUGUAAUAUGCACUGUGCUGUGCAGUGCAGUGCAGUGAGUGUGCAAUUAGGAUAUUAGCCUCUAAGUACCAAUAAAUGGAUUGUAAUGGGUUUUUUAAUUUUCCAGUUCCCAUUUUUUUUCCUUGCUUGGAUUGAAAUUUAUUGUGGUUCUUUUGAUGAACCCAUGAUCUACCUCUUUAGGAGUUAUUUUGUUCCUUAUAUAUCUCUAUUUUAGGGCAAUUAGUAAA